Messenger RNA from Tripterygium wilfordii, 1752 nucleotides. RefSeq names its product glycerol-3-phosphate dehydrogenase [NAD(+)]-like. Gene Ontology annotation, biological process: carbohydrate metabolic process; glycerol-3-phosphate catabolic process. The record is from RefSeq and is a predicted model, not a curated record. Gene Ontology annotation, molecular function: NAD binding; glycerol-3-phosphate dehydrogenase [NAD(P)+] activity; protein homodimerization activity. Bases 95 to 1399 code for a protein of 434 amino acids. Gene Ontology annotation, cellular component: glycerol-3-phosphate dehydrogenase (FAD) complex; cytosol. Lineage: Eukaryota; Viridiplantae; Streptophyta; Magnoliopsida; Celastrales; Celastraceae. The transcript has 11 exons.
UCUUCCGCAACUCGAGCGAUUUGGAGUAGGAAAAGGGGGGAGAGAGCGAAGCUAGGGUCGAAAUGGUGGGAGGGACCGAAAGCUAGGGUGCGAAAUGGGAGAGGGAGUUUCGAAACGUGUCUGGUCUUUCCGCCCAAAUGCGCUUUCUAUUCUCCAUAUAUCAUCCUCCUUCCUUUUCUCCCAUCUCCAUCUCCUAUUCCUCUGGUCCUCCCAUUGUUAUUACAACCCAUCUCUCUCCUUUACUCCUUUUAUUCUCUUCCAUUCCAUGGCUUCUUCUACUACAGCCAUUGAUGCUCCACCACAACCCAUAAACCAAAACAAUGCUGGUGCCGUUUCACACAAAUCAAGAGUCACUGUGGUGGGAAGUGGCAAUUGGGGCAGUGUUGCUGCCAAGCUCAUUGCCUCCAACACCUUGAAGCUUUGUUCAUUUCAUGAUGAAGUGAGAAUGUGGGUCUUUGAGGAAAAAUUACCUAGUGGUGAGAAGCUAACUGAUGUCAUCAACAGAACUAAUGAAAAUGUGAAAUAUCUUCCUGGAAUAAAGCUUGGCAAAAAUGUCAUAGCAGAUCCUGAUCUUGAAAAUGCAGUAAAAGAUGCAAACAUGUUAGUAUUUGUGACCCCCCAUCAGUUCAUGGAGGGCAUAUGCAAGGGGCUUGUUGGCAAGCUGCAGGCCAAUGUGGAGGGUAUCUCCCUCAUUAAAGGGAUGGAGGUCAAGAAGGAAGGUCCGCGUAUGAUCUCAGCUCUUAUCUCCAAGCAGCUUGGAAUUAAUUGCUGUGUUCUAAUGGGUGCAAACAUUGCGAAUGAGAUUGCGCAAGAAAAGUUUAGUGAGGCUACAGUUGGAUACAGACAGAACAGAGAAACUGCAGAGAAAUGGGUUCAAUUGUUUCGCACUCCUUAUUUCAUGGUCACAGCUGUCCAAGAUGUGGAAGGCGUUGAACUAUGCGGUACCUUAAAGAAUGUCGUUGCUAUAGCAGCAGGUUUUGUGGACGGCCUGGACAUGGGAAAUAACACAAAAGCUGCAGUAAUGAGAAUUGGUCUGAGAGAAAUGAGAGUCUUUUCCAAGCUGUUGUUUCCAUCUGUUAAGGAUAACACCUUCUUCGAGAGCUGUGGCGUUGCUGAUCUCAUCACAACAUGCUUGGGAGGAAGAAACAGGAAAGUUGCAGAGGCCUUUGCCAAGAGUGGGGGGAAAAGAUCUUUGGACAAGCUAGAGGCACAGAUGUUGCAGGGCCAAAAGUUACAGGGUGUCUCAACGGCAAAAGAAGUGUAUGAAGUCUUGACACAUCGUGGAUGGCUAGAGUUGUUUCCAUUUUUUGCAACGGUGAAUGAGAUUUGCAUUGGUCGUCUUCCACCAUCUGCGAUAGUUGAAUACAGUGAUCGCACACACAAAGUCUCCAUGCUAUAGGGCUCUUGACCAACACAAUUGACAAACCCACGGAUGAGGCCAAUAUAUUUGACAUAUGUAACUCUUACCAACCGUGCACCAGGCAAGAAAGGGAGUGGUAGGUAAAACUUUAUAGCCCAAGCUGCAGCACCCCAAAAUAUGGGAUGCAAGGUAGGAAGCUUCAGGAUUCUGCCAGCUGAAGGCAGCUGCAGUUCAUAGAUUUGGACUUGUUACUGUGUCUCACUUUACUUUUGUUUUAGACACUUCAAAUUCUCUUACAAGUUAGUUUGUCGGAAAACAGUAGUUACUUUUUGUUGUAAAAGGCCAAUAUACCACCAAAUGUUUAUUUAAAUACCAUUUUAUAACAAAAGCGA